Molecule: messenger RNA, 1659 nt
Organism: Ostreococcus tauri
Lineage: Eukaryota; Viridiplantae; Chlorophyta; Mamiellophyceae; Mamiellales; Bathycoccaceae
Product: Chloramphenicol acetyltransferase-like domain
Exons: 1
Coding region: 1-1659 (552 amino acids)
Molecular function (GO): acyltransferase activity, transferring groups other than amino-acyl groups
Source: RefSeq, a predicted model, not a curated record
AUGUCGUGCGCCGGCGCACGCGACAUCGCUGCGAUCGUCGCGACUCGCGCGUCGUCGCGGCGCCGUCAUCACGCGCACGGCACGGCGUUCGGCGUCGAUGAUAGAACAUCGACAAACUCAGUCAGAAAAUCAACUCCGUCUCGACGCGGCGACGCGUGCGCGCGCAACGCCGGUGCUUUCACGAAACUGAUUGAAAUCCCGGUCGCGCGCGGCAUCGCGCGCGCGGCGGUGGCGCCGGCGAAGAAGUUUUUUCUCGACGGAAAGCGCGCGACGGAGCGCGGGUCGGAGAAUGCCACUGUGCGAGCGCCGGACACGGAUCGCGCAGCGUACGAUGCGGCGCCGAUGCAGGGUUUGAGCGGGUACGACGUCGGGGAAGUUCCAUUCGUGAUGCAGGCGGUGUGUUACUACGAGGAGACGCUCGACGUUGGGGUGCUCGAGCGAGGGUUACGGACGACGCUCGGGAAAUAUCCAAUGCUGGCAGGACGGUUGGAUUUGAGGACGCCGGGGUGGGAGAACAAGGGAGUGAAGCUCACGAACGAUGGUGUGCCGUUGCGCAUCGUGCGUGACGAUGACCUGAAGUUUGCGGAUCUGCCGCAGGACUACGCGAGCGAGACGCGGAGAUUUUUAGAUUUCUCGCCUUGGAUUGACGUCAUGCUCGGAGAUGCGCCGCUGUUCACUGCAAAGGUGACGCAGUGCGCGGGAGGUGGGAGCGUCUUGGGGGUGUGCAUGUCUCACGCCGUAAGCGAUGGACAAGGAUUCAUCGAGUUUUUGGUGACGUGGGCCAAGGCGUCAAACGGUGAGGUGCAUCCUUUGGGAGAUCCGGUAUUCGAUCGAUGCCUCGUCGCGCAACCGGCGGCAGACAUGUCAGUGGAGGAAAUGCGCGCGAUGCUCUCGAAAGAAGGGUUCGAUAACGUACCGUCAGCGCCCAUGCUAGGCACAGCAUUGCUCGCUGGACGACGUCUGGUCCCGGACUUUCUUCGUUUCCCAGCUGGGAACCGAAUGAUGGUGAGCAUAAGCGAGGACAACAUGCGCCUCUUGCGAGAGGCAUCCGGCGCGUCGAAUGACAACGAAGCCCUGAGCGCGCACUCGUGGCUCGCCCUUGCAGAUUUGUGUCAGCUUCCAAAGGGCACGCCAUUAGAGCACGUGACGGUCGUGAGUGGUCGAGGUGGUCGAACGGGACUUCCCGAUAUGUACUUCGGUAACGCGGCAAUCGGCGUAGUCACUGGUCGCGUGAGCGUCGGUGACUAUUCGUCUCUGGCAGAGGUGCGGGAUGGUCUUCGUCCAGGAUUCACGAAGGCCAUGAUGAGACGUAAUAAAUAUUUGAUGCUCACCGAGGCCGCGUUUCGAGCGGGAGUGAACGGCUUUGACUUUGACAUUAUGGCUUUCAUGCAAGGACAAAUGGUUUGGUGCAACAAUUUGGUCGAAAUUUACAAGAAGUUGUACGACUUGGAUUUCGGAGGUGGCGGUCCGACUUUAGCGCUUCCGCCGGAACUGAACGAUAUCGUUCAGAUUCAGUGCUCCAGACCCGAUCGCGCGACGGGUACACCAGCGGGGGCGAACGGCGUUGAGAUGUUUAUUAAUCUCCCGCCAGCUAUGAUGGAGAAACUACGUCAGCCCGCGGCGAUUGAACGCUUAGCGGGUGCGCGAGAUAUUAGAUAG